CUUCUCUAUGGGCGCUCGCUUGAGGCUUCAGGAUUGGUUGGGCGUGCCGGAAGCAGAAGGAGCGUGUCGGAAGUCCGGCCCGCCGCCUUAGCGACGGCUCCCCUAGCAACCGAGGCGUCGGAGCGAUGCAGACGCAGCAGCUGGUGCCGCUCGCGUUGCCUCGCGGGCAGAAGCUCUUCUGCGAACUGUGCCGUGGACCGGCCACGCUGCGCUGCGGAUCCUGCGCUGUCACCUACUACUGGUGAGCAGGGCCGCGCUCCCUCCUUCCCUUCCCCCACCUACGCCCGUAGGCACGGCAUGCAGGCAGGCAUUCGUAGGGUGAAGCUGGGGAGAUGCUAUGGAGCGGCGUCCUCAGGGGCGGUCGCCUCCUGUGGGCUUAUUUAUUUAUUUAGCAUUUACAUGCCACCUUUUUCUCAAGGUGGCGUACAUGGUUCUGCCCACCCUCGUUUUUAAUCCCCCACGACAACCCUGUUAGGUAGGUUAUAGGCUGAGGGGUCACCUAGGUGAGCUUGAAGGCGACCAAGCGGCGAUGCGAACCCUGGUCUCUCCCGGGUCCCAGUCCGACAGGAAUAAGGAACGGCCAGGUCUGGUGAUGUGUGGCUUUUUAAAGGUCUGUCCAGCAACCCCUUUAAUCAGUUUUGAAUGACGGGGGUGGAUCCAUAAGCAGAGCAAGCUUUUUGUCUAUAUUUUAUUUGUUUUGUUUUUUUAACAAGAUUUAUGUACUGCUUAAGGAAAGAAAGAAAAAACCUCCAAGUGGUUUACAAAGAAUAUAAAAUAUUUGUUGAUAAUAAGGAAACUGAAAGCAUGAUAAAUCCCAAAUAUGGAUAAAACUGUCAGUUUUACUAUAUAUAUGCACACUUUUAUUAUUUCUGUUCCUUGAGAUUAUAUAUAGAUAAAUAGAUACGUGUGUGUGUGUGUGUGUAUACAGUUGAUAUAGAGAGACUGUGUGGUGUAGUGGUUAGAGUGCCAGAGAGACUAGUGCUCAAAUCCCCACUCCUCCACAGGGUUGUUGUGGGGAUUAAAUGAGGGUAGGGAGACCACCUUGAAUUCCUGGUUGGAACAAAGGUGCAGUAUAAAUGUAAGAAAUAAAUACAAAUAUAUUAAAUAAAAAGCAAGCAAAAAUUCUCUCUAUAAUUGAUCUGGAUGCUUUAAACUGGUUACUAUUUUUUGUUCUUUCUAUCUCUGAUUGUCAUCGUCAUUGUCCCCAUUAUAUUAUUUAUUAAUUUAUAUCCCACCUUUCCGCCAAGGAACUGAAGCUACCUUGAGUGUUAUCUAAGAAGAUGCAGGAUAUACACCAGAACAAUAAAGAAAUUGUUUAUUUUUUCAAAUAGGGUAAUAUCCGACACUUUAGUGUACCAGGUGGUAAGAUUGGCCCUGUCUAAAUUUUUCCAAAAUUGUGUGAUUGUCAUUUUAGCCAGUAUAGCAGAUGCGCUUUUUGUUACUCUUGACAAAUAUAGAUAAAAGUGGUAGCUGAGAAGUUGGGAUAAUGUGGCAGUUUAGGAUCUUAGCAAUUUCUCUGAAUGCUGUUGCCUAAAAUUAUUGCACUAUAGUAUAUCCCUACUAUAGGUGGAAGUUUAUCCAAUUUCUGUACAUCCCCUCCAACACCUUGGGGACGCAGAUGAAUUUUUAUGUGAGAGUUUUCUAGGAGUCAUGUAGCAUUUAUGAAUCAACUUUAAUGACAGGCUUGUGUUUAACUCUAAGUUUUAGUGAUAAUUUUAAGAGAAUAUUUUAUGUACACUACUUACCGGUUUUUGCAAUUAAGCAGACUAUCAAUUCCAUUAAUUAAAAAGAAAUAAAAUGAACAAACAGUUGUUUUUUAUACUAGUAAACUGCUUAAAGCCUAUUUUGGCAGGAAGCACUAUAUAAAUUACCUAAUAUUAAUUAUAAUUGAUGCACGCAUCACAAUUUGCGCUGCUAAUAGCCAUGUCUCUCAUCUUUUCUUAGCGACGUAGAACACCAGAGUGCCGAUUGGGUCAGCAUCCAUGAGAAAAUAUGUCAACUUCUCAUCCCUUUGCGUACAACGUUACCUUUUUACAAUUCGGAGGAAGAAAGGAAGCAUGGGCGAGAGCAGAAGUUAAGAAGAGAGGUGAGGGAGUGGUCCAGGUCCGGGAGGUUCACGGAUGGACAGCAGGGUCCCAUUCAGUUCAAAUAGGGAGUGGCGAUCCUUGAGGUGUUGGGGUCCUGAGAUGUGUCAGGUUUUAUAGGUCAGAAUAGGCCCCGAAGCAAACUGGUGGCUAGAACAGUGCAAGUACCAAAACUACUCAUCAGAAAUAAACAACAACAAUAAAAGCUGUGUGUGUGUGUGUGUGUGUGUGUGUGUGUGUGUGUACACCUGAGAGUGGCUUAACAAUCCAUGCUUGUCCACAGAAAUUCCUGGCCGAGUUGACCCAGGCAGUCGCUCAGAAUUUUCUUCUUGAAGGCAAACACGAAGAUGCCAUUCCAGCUGCGUUGCAUUCGCUGAAGUUCAGCAUCAGCGUACACAGUUCAAAUGCUGUGGAACUGGUGCCAGCAUACCUCAUUUUAGCUGAGGCAGGUCUGGGUGAGUUUGGCUGGAGCUGUGCUGAAGUAGUUCUGUGUCAAUUUCUAGAUAGGGACAAUGGUCUCUUUUUAAAAAACGUAAUCGUGUCUUGUGCAGGGAUUAUGUUGCGGGGAUGGCGUGUAUAUGCGAAAACAUGUAUACUCAAACUGCCCCCUUGGAACCACCCUCACGUGGGCAUCCUUACCUUUCUGUUACCUGUGCUGAGUGGGCUUUGCCCCCCAAAGCAAUGCAGAGAGCAGAUAUAUACAAUAUGAUCACAACUUGCACAUGUUUAAGUUGUGCGGCAUCAGUUGUGCGCAGUUGAAGGCCUCCUGGUUGAAAUUGCAUAAAUUAAAUGCAGACAAGGUGGAGAUCUUAAAAAUUCUUUUUUGCAUCAGCAAAAACUCUUUUUUCCUGGUGCAGGAAGAGCUUUUAAGCUCUCUGCCUUGCUUACCAGGCAAGUCCUGCUCAGUACACUGGCUCUGGGGUGCUCUAUCAAGAUGUCUCAGGGUUUUCCGAGAUCUUGAUCAGGAUACUGUUUGCACUACAGACACAGACCACCACAGAUUGCUGACUCUUUCUUGGCUUCUCUCCUUCCUGCCAGGCCUCGGGCACCUUGCCCAAGCAGAGGAGUACCUCUCACAAGCCCAGUGGAUUAUCCUCAAGAAUUCCCACUGCAGCAACGCCAUUCAGUCUGACUUUCAUCGCAACCUGGGCCUCCUUCACGCCGCCAAAGGGAACUUUGAGGACUCUUUGUACCACCUGGCUAAUGACGUAAGCCUCUGCUAAAGUGGCUACACAAAGCUGCUUCUGUUGGUGGUUGGUUUUUUUUUUUAUUUAGUUGAUUUUAUCCAUUGUAUGUUUUUAAUAAUCUUAUUGUAGAGCCCUUAGAAACUUUGGCGAUUUCAGUGGUGUACCAAUAGCUGAAAUAAGUAAAUACAUUUAUCCCAUUUCAGAUUUACUUUUCCUCUUGUGCCUUUGGAACGAACCACAUGGCCGCCUCGGGGGGAUACUUCCACAUGGCCAAUGUCUUCUUCCGUCAGAACAGAAUGGACAUUGCCGAUUCCCUGUACUCUGAGGUCAGUCGGCUUGAGACAGCUGGGUUGGAAGUAGAGGUGAUGCUGAACGCGGCAGCCUCAUCUCAGGUUCCAUCUCCCCUCUGUGUCAUAUUGCCAUGGAAAAGUGUUAUUUUUCUCAAGUGUGCCUUGCGCACACACAGCCAGCUGUGCAUUGUUGGUAGAGGAAGUGGGGGGAUAUAGAAGCUAUAUUCUGGAUCAGUCCCAAGAAAUGUUCAAAGGUGGCCCCAACAUACAGUGGACGUUAAGGGGAUGGGGAUCACCGCACCCUUUUCUUCCUUGCUUAAUGAGCCCUCUUCUCAUCAGGUGACCAAUAUUUGGCACCACCAUUUCAGCCACUUCAUCGGCCUCCAGUACCACACGCUUAUGACUCCGGCAGAACUUGAUAUGCUUGCGGAAGAAGAGGAGACUACAGAAGAAGUCCUUGGUAACUUCCGCUCUUUCAGAUGGCUCCCCCUUCUCCCCAUUCCAAGAAAAUGGGGUGGUUUAAAAUUCAGGCUGCUUCCCUCCUCCUGCCAGAGAGUUAGGUGGGGGCAGGGCAGAGAGCUAGCUGACUGUGGCACAUGGCUACAUCUUCUGAAAAAGAAACAAUAUUCCUCCCCGUUCCUUUUCUGAGCUAUUAUAACAUCCACAAGUGGGUGCAGAUUCAGUCAACCAUAUGAGGCACCUCUUUUUACCACAUAUCUGUAUUUGUUUUCUCUUAGGUCAGGGGUGCGGAGCCCUUAUCCCAUGGGCCUUUUUAGGCUCUCCAGACUCAGAUGGACACUUUGGCCAUGUCAAACUCACCUGCCCUGCACCUAGUGUCAUAUAUGACACCAUCGUAUACGACAUCAGGCACAGAGGGCAGGUGAAGACUGAGCUCAGCCAAAACAGUGUUUGUAGGCACCGUCAACUAGCAGUUGGUAAUGCCCUGCAAAACCUUCUCAAAGCAGUGUACAAAACGGGGCUUUUCAAAAGUCACCUGAUGUCCUAAUGAUUGACAAGUAAGCAGUCUUGACAGGUGCAUGGAAACUUUGCCUACAAGGGGUGGAUGAGAUAACAGCCUGAUCCAUUGUGCUAAAAAGAGAAAGGUCCCCUUCAGCUCAGUUUGGUAAGGCUCUUGCCUAAACAGGUCAGCCAGGCCAGCCAGGCCCAGAGAUAGACCGUGCUCCCUUGACUGCAGUAGAUCCCCCUUCAUGGAGUUCCCUUUCUACCUUACAGAUGCAAAGCAGCGAGCUGAAGCAAAACAGAUGCUGAGCGCCAUCUUAGAGAUCCGAGAGCAGUCUCCGCGACCUCAGCUGGCUCAAAUAGCCAAGGUCCUCCAUACUCUGGCCAUGUUUCAUUACUUGAUCCUGGAUGUGCCAAAGGCAAGUUGACAAUGGUGUCUGUUUGGGUUGAAAUACAUCACAUAUCCCAGACCAGUGUCAUCACCCGGCGUCCCUAAGCAAUUGCAUCCUGACAGGGCCUCAAACAAGACAUUGUAGACCUGGAAGAGGGACCUGAAAGAGGAAAUGAAAUGAUCCAAGGGCUGGCAGAGUUGCUCCUCUGUGAGGAAAGGGCUUUUCAUUGUGGAAAAAGAAGAGAGUAUAAAAUGAUGCAUUUGUGUGGUUGGAGAGAGGUUUUCUCCCUGUCCCAUAACACUAGAACUUGAGACAUCUAAUGAAGCUGAAUGUUGGAAGAUUCAAGACAAAGAAAUUAGUUCUUCACACAAUGCAUAGCUUAAACUAUGGAAAAUGCCCCUGUAAGAACUAGCGAUGGCCAACAACUUGGAUGGCUUUAAAAGAGAGCUAGACAAAUCCAUGGCGGAUAAGGCUAUUGGUGGCUACUGGCCACAGUGUAUCAAUGGCUAUGUUCUUCCUCCAGUGGUGGAAGCAAUAUGCCUCUGAGUGUCAGUUGUAGGGAGUCAUGAGCAGGAGAGGGUCUUCCUUGUGGGCUUCUUGUAGGCAUUUUGAUAACUGCUGUGGGAAAUGGGAUGCUGAAUUGAUCUGCUCCAACAAGGCCUUUUGCCUGCUUCCUUUUCUUUAAUGAAAAUACCUCGCUAAACUACUCAUUGCCACUUGAAACAGCAGCAGAGUUCCCUCCCCUCUUCUUCCCCCGAGUGGCCCAAUGGGAAUGAUGUUACAUUAUGACACAAUGUGGUUCCCAGGGGCAUUGCUGGAGAAGCAGACAGGAGUGCUUUGUGAUGCAACAUUUUGUUGCAUGCCCAGCUUACCUAUUUAAAGAAGCAAUUGAUGAUCAGCCCCAUUCCAUUCAACAACAGAGAUUGUGUGAGGAAAGGAACAUUAUGUUAACUGCAGCCAGGGCAGGGCUAAUGGGAAUCAGGCAAUUAAAAGAAAGUAUCCUUUUUUAACAAUUGCUAAGGAAUAAUGUUGCAUGUUCUUUCCUUCCUUCCUUCUCUUCCUCUUGCUUGUCACUCUCAGGCUCAUGAACUUGUGAUGAAACUUCUGCAAGUUAUGAAGAAGCUGCCCAAGUAUGAACCAAGCGAAUCACUUCACCAAUUGGUUAAAUUGUUGAAAUCCAAACCAAUCUAUGCAAAAUAGACCCACCACUGCCACCCUCAGGCCUGGCUUCCCAGAUGAGCAUUAGAUGCCAGUCGCUAAUCAUCCUUUCCUGUUUCUACUUCCCAUCUGAGCCCCCCACCAGCUGAGUAACAAAAUCCAGACGAUGAUAAAUAUGCCUUGGACAGAGAGCAGGCAGGACCCAGACAUCCUUUGCAGAGCCAGUUGCUUCAGAUUCCUCGGCCAAAUGGAAGAUUAAAAACUCACACACACACCCUCCAAUGGGAGCUGCUGAAGCUGAAAGCAAAGCAUGGCCUUUAACUGUAUCUAGGGGGCUCUCUGCCCUCACUGCUGUCCCAAGUCACCCAGCUGCACAAAAUUUAAAGCUGUGAAAAUUAACCACCACAUUGGUUUUGUGUUUUUUUAAAUCUUUGUGCAUAUGAGCAUACAGUUGCACCCAUGUCUAUAUGGGUCAUGGUUUGGCUAGAGCAAGGCAAACCCCAGAGCCCAAGCUCAGGCAAUAUGCUAAACCAUGAUUGCUCUGGGUAGCCCAGGAGCAACAGGAUGUAGGGAGGAACGAGACCCGCAUGUGCUUGCUGCAGGAGGGAAUGAUGUUCUAGAUUUAUUGUAGCAGCUCGCUGAGAAUUUCCUCAGGGAAGAAAGUAGAGGGCCAAUGGAGGGGUGGCCUCCAACCCUCAAGGUGAACAGGCAGGAGAUUCCUUGAGAGGACCCCCAAGCCCAGGCUGACCCCUCCCCCUCAAGGCACAGGAUUUCCUGCAAGGGCUGAAAUGAAACCACAUGACACAGUCCAGGGUUCUCAAACGCUCAUUUCAUUUAUUCUGUCCAUACAAGGUUCUCCUUUCUGUGUGUCUUUUUUUCUUCUCUUUACCCUCCCACCCCUUAACCAUUGGCACUUUAGAAAGGAGUUCAUUCUGACAUUACACCAUACACAGCAAAUGCAAAAAGUUAACGUUUCAUUUUCUCUGCAAUUCCUAAAAACAUAUUGUCCUUUUUUUCCAAGUGUGGUCGUGUCUUCAAUUUAAAAACAGAAAAAUAAAAUUUAAAAAUACUUAUUUUUAAAUAGCUGUGUGUCCAUUUUCUCUCUUUGAUUUUUUGCAAACCUGCCAAGAGCUUCUAUCCAAAAAACACACUUGCUCAGGGUCCUUUAAGGGCUUGGGGUAGUUGACUAUACGGAGGAAGGUCUAAAAUGUCAGUGCAUUCAGAUGCCACUACAGUGCAUAUUAAUUUUAUCUAUACAAACAAACAGUCAUCUUAGUCAAAUACAACUCUUGCUAGAGGAACUAAGAUCUGUUUUAUCAUAUAUUUAUUUACAGUAAAGUUGCUUGUCCAUCUGAAACCACACUAUAACUUAGUGCUCUAUUAACAUGGUGGAACAAAAUAAAAUACAUAUAU
Molecule: messenger RNA, 7484 nt
Organism: Podarcis lilfordi (Lilford's wall lizard)
Lineage: Eukaryota; Metazoa; Chordata; Lepidosauria; Squamata; Lacertidae
Source: the annotation of a GenBank genome assembly